AUGCUGACUUUGAAACUGAGGGCCUGCAUAUUGGGCCUUCUUUGUACGCUUCUAGCACAUAACAUCGUCGCUGCGAUCGGGUUCCCGAAUAUCACAGCCGAACUCGGCCCUCGACUCUCUUCAGGCGCACGGAUAAUUCUUCCAAACAACACAGAUUUCAAGAGGGCAACGUACCGAUGGUCAGCUUUUGCUAAACCUCGUCCCACCAUUGUUGUUGAGGUUGCCACGGAACAAGAUGUUGCGGAAACGGUCAAAUACGCCAAUGAACAAGAAAUACCCUUUCUGGCACAAUCCGGCUCUCAUGGAGCGAUGAUUACUCUAGCAAAUCUCCAUUUUGGCAUCGAGAUAUGGUUGCAUAAGCUUGACUGGACCAUCAUAUCAGAAGAUGGCGAUACGGCUACAAUCGGUGGCGGUAUUCUAGCCGGUAAUCUCAUCGAAGCCUUGUGGAAGAAAGGGAAAUAUGCAGUGACCGGUUCUUGUGAGUGCACUAGCUACCUCGGCCCGCUCCUUGGGAUCGGCCACAGUAUUCUGCAGGGUAAAUACGGCUAUGCCGGCGAUCAGGUUGUUUCACUGCACUUGGUGACUGCAGACGGAGAGCUUCUCGAUGUCACGGCUUCAGACCCCGAUCCUGACCUGUUUUGGGCCUUGCGGGGUGCCGGGCACAAUUUCGGGAUUGUCACUUCGAUUACAGCAAAAAUCUAUGAUGUUCCCGAUCAAGGUCUAUGGGCUCACGAGGACUACACCUUUGGUCGUGCUAACAUCGAGGAUGUCUUUGCGACGUGGAACCGCCUUCUACCGAAUCAGCCUCCUACCGUGGUCCUGAUCGGCUUUAUGUUGCGAAAUGCCAGCGUAGACGCUGUUAACCCAGUGAUUCAACUCUCGGUCCUGCAAGAAAAUGUAUCUCGCGUCGAUCCCGUUUAUACCGAUGCCUUUCGCAAUAUAAAUCCUAUCUCUGUCCCCUCCGGAUCCGGAACCUACAAGGAUGUAGCGAGGUGGAUACGUUUUGAUUUCAGCAACCCCACAUACUGCACCGCAAAAAACGUUUCCGCGCUUCACUUUCCCGUCGGCCUUCCGAGUUGGAAUACUACGACGCAGCGUAUGGUGUACGAUGCUUUUACAAAUCUCACUGCGGGCAACUCGCCGUUCAGGGCUUCCGAGUUCAUGUUAGAGGGCUUUCCAUUACAGGGCGUCAAAGCCAUCCCAACAAGCUCGACAGCAUAUCCCCACAGGGAAGACAAUGUGAUUGGAUAUCCCCUUAUCUUCUAUCGUGCAAACACGAGUCUGGAUCACACUGCCAUCGAGGCUGGCGAAGCAAUCAGGCGAAUGCUUAUCGAGGGCAGCGGCAAGGCAGAACUCCACUCGUACGUCAACUAUGCUCUUGGUGACGAGCCACCAGAAUCAAUCUAUGGCUACGAAUACUGGCGGUUGAGCAAGUUGAAGGAGCUUAAGAAGAAGUAUGAUCCUGAAAGGCGAUUCAGUCACUAUGCGCCUAUUCCUAUCUGAGCGUUCUCUUAAGUACACUCGUCGUGUGGC
Molecule: messenger RNA, 1533 nt
Organism: Aspergillus homomorphus CBS 101889
Lineage: Eukaryota; Fungi; Ascomycota; Eurotiomycetes; Eurotiales; Aspergillaceae
Product: FAD-binding oxidoreductase
Exons: 4
Coding region: 1-1503 (500 amino acids)
Molecular function (GO): FAD binding; oxidoreductase activity
Source: RefSeq, a predicted model, not a curated record